Trypanosoma grayi is the source of this 1479-nucleotide messenger RNA. RefSeq names its product 40S ribosomal protein S24e. The coding region runs from base 1 to 1479 and encodes 492 amino acids. The record is from RefSeq and is a predicted model, not a curated record. The transcript has a single exon. NCBI's taxonomy places the organism in Eukaryota, Euglenozoa, Kinetoplastea, Trypanosomatida, Trypanosomatidae.
AUGUAUCACUUCCGCUUUCCCCCAUUUCUGUUCCUCUAUGCCGCUGCUGCUGCUGGCGGAAGUGCGUGCUGUGGAAAGGCAAAGGGAAACCCGAGGCCGCGCAUGCUGCCGUCGAUCAGCCAGUGUUUCCCUGACCCGCUCACCGGUCAGUGGCCGGCCACGCACCACCCGGUUCUGUGUGAGUGCCGCCAGCUCUACGUGCUCGUCUCUGUCUGCUGCUGUGUUCCGUCAACGCACCUGCUCGUGUUGCACGACGGCAUGGGCAACAGCACCGUUACGUCCAUGCCUAAAGGGCCGACGUACCUGGAGCUGCGCCUCAGCGAGAACACGCGACGCGACGCGCUCUGCGGGUUUCUCAUGCGGGCCGAGUCGGCGUCGGUUGCGUCAGUACCGAGCGGCUUCGCGGAGGACCACGUCCAAGUGACGGUCGUGUGCCUCCAAGGGCUCGCCGCCGCGUCGCCGCGCGUAAUGUCGGUCCUCAUGGACGUGCUGGUGUUCGGUCUCGUGCGCGUCGGAAACGCAGUGAAGCGGGUGCCAUCGCUGCGCAUCGUCGCCUUCUGCGACGCGCGCGCGUACGCGUCGGUGCUCCCAGAGUAUGUCCGCAGCGCGUUUUCGCUCUCGACGUACAUGUCAGGGCUCGCGAUGGAAAGUGCCGCGGUGAUCCAGUUGGCCGACACACACAGCUCCAACGUUGUGAACAAGCGGCACAUGCUGGAGGUGAUGCUGUGCGCCGACGGUGAGGAGCUCCUCGACACCGUCACGCUCUCUGGUGAGGUGGCGCGGUAUUUGCGGCAUCUGCUCGUUGUGCUGCGCGGCUCGAUGUUGACGCACAGCGCGCCGGGCAGCAGCAUCACCGCACGAGUGCCGCGCAUGCUUCGGCUGCUGAAAGUUGCCGCGCUACUCUUCGCUCCGCCGGCCCGCCCGCGUGCCGGGAGGUCGCACUUGUCACUCCGCCCCCCGUCGCCGACGUACCACCACUCACAUGACGCUGCGCCCAUCAUGAGCUUCGCGCACGUCGUGGUCUCGCCGGCGCACGUGAUGUGCCUGCUCUGCCCGAUGGUGGCGCACCUCUUCACGAUUGGCCGCGAGAUGGCCGCGCUUACGCGGGGCAAAAGCAACAGCAGCAACGGCGGUGCUGGCGGUGCUGGCGGCGGCGGCGGUGGUGGUGGUGGUGGUGGCGGUGAUGCUACGAAGAACAGUGUGUGGCUGUCGGGCUACGGGGCGGCGGCGGAGGUGGAGGAUGAAGGAAGCGACACGCGGGGAGUAGUUGCGUUGUGGGACGCCAAAGCGGUGCGGUGGAUGUCGCGGGUGGGUAUAUUUGGCGAUAGAACUGUUGGUGUGAACGAUGCAACUCGGGCUGGCUUGUCGACAACGAGAGAUUUGGUGCGGGAGGUCUCGGAGGAUGCGCUUUCGUACCCUGAGUGUCGCGAGCUGAUCCGCGCAACGGUGUCGCGGCAUAGCGCCCCGCCCAUCGGUUGA